AUGCGCGGUGCGGCCGGCGCAGGCUCCGCUGUAGCCGAGAUUUUCGGCCGCUGUCCCGUGCGCGGUGGUAGGAGGGACGCAGAGGGGGAAAAGCCGACGGCAGUUAUGGUGCGGGGUUGGGGUGGGGGAGGAGGAGGAGGGGGGCGGAUGGAGCCAGCGGUGUCGGGCGCGUUCACAGCCCAUCCACGACUUCUGGGGUGCUAUUCAUCUACAACCAGUGAUGCCUCCAGCGCAACAACAUCACCUAAAUGCCUGCAACAGCACCAUGAAUAUCGCCCAGUGGAGCACAUGCAACAGCAUCGUCAACAUCACCAGACAUACAUACCUUCAGCAACAUCACCUUUACCACCAACUGGAGUAAGUGCAACAACAUCUUCACCUGGAAUAUCUGCAGCAGAAUUAUCGGCAUCAUCACUUGGAGUGUCAUCAGUAGCACCAACACCUCCCGUUGGAGUACCAGCAGCAGCACGAUCAACAUUGGAGUGCCACCAACUGCACCAUCAACACCACCACCAUCAGCAGAAUCACCUGCACCAUGAAAUGGAGUACCUGCAACAGCAUCAUCCAACAUCGUCACAUGUACCAGGCAUCCCCAAUAUCAUCAUGUGGAGUACCAGCAGCAGCACUGUUAACAUGAGAACAAAGAUAAUAACUCCCAUUAUUUAA
Molecule: messenger RNA, 666 nt
Organism: Schistocerca americana (American grasshopper)
Lineage: Eukaryota; Metazoa; Arthropoda; Insecta; Orthoptera; Acrididae
Product: POU domain, class 4, transcription factor 2-like
Exons: 2
Coding region: 1-666 (221 amino acids)
Source: RefSeq, a predicted model, not a curated record